AUGGCUCCUUCUACAGCGCAAAGCAAGGCGCAGACUAGAGCUCAGGAUAGAAUCGCUGCAGUUCAUGGUACGGCCAGAACAAGAUCGAAGCGCAACGCCCCGGCUCCCGAUGACGACCGCGACGUGUAUCGCAGCCUGAUAUCUGAGGCAUCAGUCCCGGAAGCUGUCGAGAGACCACUCAAGAAACCUCGACUUGGAAGACAGCGACAAAAUCAACAGCCAGAUGCUGUCCAUGAUCCUGCUGUCGAACCGCGUCAAGCAUCCGGAAAGCCAACUGGACGUGACAAACAGGCACUGCAAGGUCAAACUUCCGAAGAUGAAGCUAGACCCCAGCAAACAAUCAUCGACUCCGAUGAGUCCGAAGACGAUGAUAUGGAUUGGGAGCAGGUCGGUUUGGAUCAUGUCGAGUCCAAACCAUCUGCUAUCCAAAAUGACAAUGAGAUUGGGGACGUGUCGUUAAAAAUCAGUACAAAACAGGCACAGAAGAGGGCAAUUGUAAAACGGAAGCCUGCCACCACUGCCGAGAAGUUACUCCGAUUGGAAGCUCAUGAAGCUCACCUAUUGUUCCUGCUCUUCCACGUUCAUGUCCGCAAUGCUUGGUGCAACCUGGCAGAGGUUCGGAACAAACUCAAAACGCUGCUAAUGCCAGACAUCGUGUCACUACUCCAUCCUGAUCAAUCACUAAUCCAAUUCGGCCAAUCACAGCAGUUUAUGGCCGGACUCGAGAAGGCGGUCUUUGUAUGGAGACACAAGUUCAACGUCACUGCCUCGGGUAUACGUAGGCCCAACUGGGCUGACGGACCGGAAGGUAUCAGAGAACAAAUCAGGGCAAUAGAGGAUGAGUUUGCUCCUGUCGAGAAGCAGGAUUUUGUGAAGGCAGCAACAACUCUUUCUGGAUCCCAAGACAUCAGUGCACAGCUCUUCUGUGCUCUUCUCAGGUGUGUUGGUGUUGAAGCUCGGCUGGUCUGCUCGUUACAACCACUGCCUUUUGGCACAUCUGCAACCAAGUCUGCCACACCUGUCAAAGGCAAGACUACGGUAUAUGCAGAAAGCGACAAGGACAACACUAGUGCAGGAGAAACAUCUGCAGGCUCUGCAUCAGAAGGAUCUACCUCGUCUCGACGCAGGAUCAUUGCUCCUGGACGCAUUCGCCGAUUCGGCAAGCCCAAUCUGAACUCAGGAACUCCCACUCCUAAGUCGACGACCCCUGUCAAAAAGAAGAAGCGGCCGGUUCGCACGCUAAGUUAUCCUGUGUAUUGGGUAGAAGCCUUCAAUGGAGCCUACCAGAAAUGGGUUCCUGUCGAUGCAGCCGUAACAGGUACAGUCGCAAAGCCAGGCAAGCUGGAGCCACCUGCUUCCUAUGAGGCAAAUUCCAUGACCUACGUGGUGGGUUUCGAAGAUGACGGCAUCGCAAGAGACGUGACACGUCGCUACACUAAGGCCUACAAUGCCAAAACUCGCAAACUGAGAGUGGAAAUCACAGAAAGAGGAGAAGAAUGGUGGCAUAAAGCGCUCAAGGUCUUUAAGAGAACCUCUUAUCGCGAUCGUGAUCAAGUUGAGGAUGCCGAGCUUGCAAAGAAGGAUGCAACCGAGGGGUUGCCGAACAACGUGCAAGACUUCAAAGAUCAUCCUUACUAUGCUUUGGAACGACACCUGAAGCGACAUGAGGUUAUCUGGCCGAAGAGAGCGAGCGGUAAAGUCACCGUCGGAAAGGGUGCUCUUGAGCCUGUCUAUCGACGAGGCGACGUUCAUAUCGUGCGCAGCGCCGACAAGUGGUACAGAUUCGGUCGUGAGAUCAAGCCAAAUGAACAUCCACUCAAGCAUGUACCUGCGAGAGUACCAAAAGGCCGAGCUCAAGAUCUGGACGAUGUUGACAUGGACGAACCGCCAGCCACUGCUCUCUACGCCUUCUCUCAAACAUCGUUGUACGUCCCGCCUCCAGUGGUACAUGGCCGAAUACCGAAGAACGCCUUUGGGAACCUUGACAUCUACGUGCCGUCCAUGGUUCCCCCUGGUGGCUACCACGUCAAACAUACAUUGGCCAAGAAUGCUGCUCGUCUCAUCGGAGUUGACUAUGCAGACGCAGUCACUGGGUUUCAAUUCAAAGGUCGUCACGGUACAGCGGUCACAUCUGGCGUUAUCGUCGCACAAGAAUACCGCGAAGCUGUCGAAGCCGUCAUCGAAGGCUUCCAAUACGAUCAAGAGAACGAACAAGCACGAAUGUACAGCUUGGAAUGCUUGAAGAUGUGGCGACGCUUCUUGGCUGGUCUGCGUAUCAAGGAAAGACUAAGCGAGUACACUACCUCUGGACCCAAGACUGUCAAGCUAGAAACAGUCAAAGCAAGAAUGGAUGAAGCAGAGGAAGCUGAAGAAGAUUCGGUCGAGGCCGGCGGCUUCUUCCCUGACGCAGGCGAAACCACUGCACCGACUGCCCAUCGAUUCAAAGCAUCUGAGUCGAACACAUCUGAUCAAGAACACGAUAUUGCUGAACAAACGCCUCGACUCCGACGACAAAGAAAAGCCAUGGUCGAGAGUGACCCGGAAAGUGAUGAACAGAGCGAGGAGGAAUACGAACCAUCACCUCGCAGGCCACCUGUCCGACGUCGCCGCAUGGUGAGCGAGAGCCCACUUGCCUCCGACAACGAACACUACGAUCAACCCGAUCAAGGUGGAGGCGGUUUUGUGCCGGAGGACAACCAAGAUAACACGGACGACGGAGGAGGCUUCCUACCAGAUGCAGACGGAGACGAAUCUGCAGGUGGGUUUGUGCCUGAGGAUGACAGCGCUCAAGCAGUCGAUCAACCCAGUGGUGGACCUGUGCCUGAAACCUCCAACAUGGAGUCUACUUCUGACUCCGGCGGUGGGUUCAUGCCCGAGGGCGACGAUACGACUCUUGAAUCUGGCGGCGGCUUCCUGCCUGAGGCUGAUGAUGGAGGGAUUGGAGGUGGAUUUAUGCCAGAAGAAGAGGCACAUGAAAGUCAACCGGUCAAUCUAUCAGCAUCCGAGGAUGCGCAAGAGUGUAAUGAGCAACAAGAUCACAGUCGGAAAGCUGUUGUCGAAAAUCAGGCGAACGACACUUUCGACCCCGAUGAAGCAGACGAUACCUUCGAUCCUGACGAAAUGGAGGUCGAGACUAGAGGCCUACCCCGAGGAGACUCACCGCGCGUUCACAGACAAGAGGAAGAAGAGGAUGAAGAUCGCGGAUCCUUGUUAUCGCAUGAUCCGGAGGAUGACGAUGCCGAGCCAGAGUGGUUACUUAGUGAUUAG
Molecule: messenger RNA, 3267 nt
Organism: Aureobasidium pullulans EXF-150
Lineage: Eukaryota; Fungi; Ascomycota; Dothideomycetes; Dothideales; Saccotheciaceae
Product: Rad4-domain-containing protein
Exons: 5
Coding region: 1-3267 (1088 amino acids)
Biological process (GO): nucleotide-excision repair; mismatch repair
Cellular component (GO): nucleotide-excision repair factor 2 complex; XPC complex; cytoplasm
Molecular function (GO): single-stranded DNA binding; damaged DNA binding
Source: RefSeq, a predicted model, not a curated record